CCCCUCUCACAGUUAAUCCAGUCGGGUUGUGUCCUUGUGCAAUGGUGUGUUUUGCAAUCUGAUGAAUUCCCAACGGACGGCAGAACACGUCACAUUUUAAGGCAGCAAGUUUGGACUCUCUUUGGAUUUACUGUCAGUGGGAGCAUCACAUCAGAGCCUUUGGUUCAGAGGUGGGACUCGACGCCACGGGACUCGUGGAACCAGAAAUGAAGUCCCAACCAGGCGCGGUGACCAUGCUGCUGCCCAUCUCUCUCGGCCUCAGCUUGAUCACUGUGUGUUUAGGAGCAGCAAUUCCCAAUUCAUGUGGUUCCAUCUACAAGAGUUUUGCCCAGUGUUUGCUCACACUUGGAGACAGUUUGGUGGAUACACAAAAAGACCAGAGCACACAGGACAUUGAUUCAAUCUGCAGGUCCUGGAAUUCGUUCCAUGUUUGUGCCAACUCUGCUCUGGCCGGCUGUCCCGGCGAAGCAGCAGCCGUUUGGGAGUCUCUGAGGCAAGAGUCCAGGAAGACGCAGUUCUCAGGAAACCUCUACGACAUGUGUGCCCGCCACACCACCCUCCCCGCCAGCACUGUGCCUGCACCCCAGAGGCCCCCCGCCUCCGACCAGACCAACCAGGAUAAACUGAAGGGUCAAACGAACAAGCACAGCCCCACCUUCAGCACACUGUUGAUCCCUGUGUGCACCACCUUACUGCUUAUGCUCCGGAGCGUAUGAACCCAUUCAGUCUUUCACUGAGACAGAUGUCAGCGUUCUAGCUCCCCCUUACUAUCCAAACACACAAUGGUAAUCACCCUUUCCAAAUAAAACUCAUCAUGAUUGCAUAUC
Messenger RNA from Pungitius pungitius (ninespine stickleback), 827 nucleotides. RefSeq names its product neuritin 1-like b (gene nrn1lb). Gene Ontology annotation, cellular component: plasma membrane. Lineage: Eukaryota; Metazoa; Chordata; Actinopteri; Perciformes; Gasterosteidae. Gene Ontology annotation, biological process: nervous system development; neuron projection extension. The record is from RefSeq and is a predicted model, not a curated record. The transcript has 3 exons. The coding region runs from base 207 to 716 and encodes 169 amino acids.